Pristis pectinata (smalltooth sawfish) is the source of this 2108-nucleotide messenger RNA. RefSeq names its product tyrosine 3-monooxygenase/tryptophan 5-monooxygenase activation protein, theta polypeptide a (gene ywhaqa). Gene Ontology annotation, biological process: signal transduction. The coding region runs from base 269 to 1129 and encodes 286 amino acids. Gene Ontology annotation, cellular component: cytoplasm. The transcript is spliced from 6 exons. The record is from RefSeq and is a predicted model, not a curated record. NCBI's taxonomy places the organism in Eukaryota, Metazoa, Chordata, Chondrichthyes, Rhinopristiformes, Pristidae.
AGACCUCUACGGUUCAUUGGUAGAACAACGUGCCUAUCAUAGUGCAAGGGAGCGAGGGGCGUGGCCCCCGCGUCCGUCAAGCCGGGUGGGCCCGCCCCCACCUCCGGUCUUCCUCCGGCCAAAGUUGAUCCAUUUGAGGAGAUAGGAGGCUGAGCCAGCUUGCAUACCUUUUGGCGAAAGGCAAAGUGAGCAGGAGGAGCCCAGCCCACGGUGUAACGAAGGCACAGCAACAGAACCCAGGGAGAGGCCGGCCAACGAGCUCAGAAGCAUGGAGAACACAGAGCAGGUCAAGCAAGAGAAACCGGCUGAGCAGACCAACAGCAAUCCCGACAAUGCCAAGCAGGGCGACGCGCAAGAGAAGCAGACUGAUCAGACCAACAGCAACCCCGAGAAUGCUGAGCAGGUGCAGAGAGCCAAGCUGGCCGAGCAGGCCGAGAGGUACGAUGAUAUGGCCGCUGCUAUGAAAGCGGUGACCGAGCAGGGCUCCGGGCUCAGCAUCGAGGAGAGGAACCUGCUGUCGGUCGCCUACAAGAACGUGGUGGGCGCCCGCCGCUCGGCGUGGAGGGUUAUCUCCAGUAUCGAGCAGAAAAACGAGAAGGACGAGAAUAAACUACAGCUGAUCAAAAGCUACCGGGAAAAAGUAGAGGGAGAGCUCCGUGAAAUCUGCGGCGACGUCCUGGGGUUGUUGGAUAAUUACUUAAUUCCCCAUACCAGCUGCUCAGAGAGCAAAGUCUUCUACCUGAAAAUGAAGGGCGAUUACUUUCGGUACCUCGCUGAAGUUGCUUCUGGAGAUGACCGAAAACAAACGAUACAAAACUCUCAGUCAGCAUAUCAAGCAGCAUUUGAAAUCAGUAAGGAAGGUCUGCCAUCAACACAUCCAAUCCGUUUGGGUCUUGCUCUUAAUUUCUCUGUGUUUUACUAUGAAAUUCUCAACUGUCCAGAAAGUGCCUGCAAGCUGGCAAAAGAUGCAUUUGAGCAGGCUAUUAAAGAGCUGGAUAUUCUUCAAGAUGAUAACUACAAAGACAGCACCCUCAUAAUGCAGUUGCUUAGAGACAAUCUUACAUUAUGGUCAUCUGAGAGUGCACCCGAUGAGAGUGAACCUGUUGCAGCCGAGCCUGGAGAAAAUUAAGUGCACAUGGGGCCGAAUCCUCCAAACUUUUUACACAUCUCCAUUCCUUACUGCUCCACUCAAAAAUUCCUAUAGUAACAAAAACUUGUACUGUACUGAUUACCUAUGUAUGGAAAGUCCCAAAUCUAGUCUUUAUACAGUAUACAUACCAUUGCUUUAAAACAAGUCCAUCCCUUGGUUUGUGUUGAUGGUUGUCUGCCUUCCUGGUAUGCAGUUACUGCUGUAGAAGAGUAUAUAGUUUUAACAUGAGUAACCUCCAAAUAAAGUAGAGGUCAGAAUGUUUAAUAUUUUAAAUUCUUGCAAUGUUUGUAUUGUGAGCAUAAUUAAUAGAAAUUUGCUGCACUAGAACAUAAUUGGGAUUUACUCUAAUACAUUUUUGCUUGCUUCCCCUUCUCAAACCACCUUUCCAUAUUUGACAGGUUCUUGUUCUUCAGGACUUGUGUAUUCUUUCACUCCCCUUGAUAUGCAAUUAUUAUUAAUUGAAAACUGGCAUAGUUAAAGCAAAAGAGUCCUUGCACACCUUUAUUCUGCAGAAAGACUGGCCUUGUAUAAAUUUAGUUAUUUUGUGGAAAUAUAAGACUGAAAUGCAAUCAAGUUUUUAAAAAAAAAAGUACCUUGUGAUUUUGGAAUUUUGUGAAUCUUCACCUUUUUAAAAAAAGAAAUGAAUUGUUCACCUGUCAUGUCAAUAUGAUAUUUGCUUCUCUACUGUUACAGCACAUUUCUGCUAAAGUUUGGACUAUGCUUGUAAAUGAUUAAGUCUCAUACAUGACUUUCAAUACACUGGAAUGGGAAAACAUAAUGUUGGAUUGUGCCCAAUAAUUUUUUAAAAGCGUAUUUCUUUGCAGGUUUGUCCAUAUGUAAGGGGAUUUUCAGUAAGAUUUGGACCACUAUAAUUGUUAGUCAUUUUAUCAUAAUCCCCAAAGGCCUUGUGAAAAUGUUAAUGCCCAAUGUAACACAAAAUAAAUGACAUUUUAUAGAC